Messenger RNA from Malus domestica (apple), 5309 nucleotides. RefSeq names its product scarecrow-like protein 30. The record is from RefSeq and is a predicted model, not a curated record. Lineage: Eukaryota; Viridiplantae; Streptophyta; Magnoliopsida; Rosales; Rosaceae. Gene Ontology annotation, biological process: regulation of DNA-templated transcription. Gene Ontology annotation, cellular component: nucleus. Gene Ontology annotation, molecular function: DNA-binding transcription factor activity; sequence-specific DNA binding.
UUCAGUCUAUCCUGAUCACUAUCAUGUUAUUUACCAGAGUCCGGAAUUAAACCUAAAACCACAUAAGGAUUGAGGAACUUUGUCGGUUUGCAGUUGUGAUCCACAUCCUUCUAUCUCUCUCUCGCUAAAACCCUAAUGUCCAAAUCUGAUUGGCUACAUGUUAUCAUCUUUUAUGUAUAUUCUUCUGUGCAUCAUUUUUAAAAGGGGUGGCUGACUUGUCCUGCUUUUUAACCCCCUUCCCAGAAGGUUCGUCGGUCUCCAGCUCCUAUUUUCUCUUAAAUAAGGCACGCAUAUUCUUCUCUGUAUAUAUAUGUAUGUACACACACAGAGUUCCAGAGUCCAGUCAAUGUAUCUGAUCUCCUUACGAGUUUUCACGGGUGUAAGAUACUCUGCUAUCUUUCUUAGUUAUUCCAGAAGUUUCAGCCGCUUUUAUUUAUUCAAUUAUUGUGUGUUCAAUUCAAUUUAUUUUCCUGUUCAUAACCUGUUCGCUGGUUUGUGCAAAGUCUGAAUCUUGCUAUCUGUUUCUGGGUAUUUUCUCAAUUGCCCAAUUGGGUCGAGUUCUUCAUAACCGAGAUUCCAUUUUUCAUUUCACUUUCAAUUCUCCAUAGAAUCAGUUCCAAAAUCUCACAUCCCAGUUGGGUUUCUUGAAAAUUUGAAAAAUCUGAUUUGGGAUUGUUGAAAAGUUGAAACUUUAUGGAUACCCUUCUUGAAAGAUAUGAUGUUUCCAUGGAAAGAUUCAAUUUUGGGUCAGUCUAUCCUCAUCAAAAUCUUGUAAAUGGGUUCAAAGUGAAUCAUGAAUCCACCAAUUCAAUUUUCCCUCCAACAAACUUGGAUCAUAAUUCUAGUGAUUCAAGCCCUUAUUCGAGCGCUGGUUCAGAUGGAGAUUCUAUUGACCCUAAUGAUUUCAAUCAUCCGAUGCUCAAGUACAUAAGCGAUAUUCUUCUGGAAGAAGAUUUGGAGGGUAAACCUUGCAUGAUGCAGGACUGUUUGGCCCUCCAAGCUGCUGAGAAGUCUUUCUUUGAUGUCCUUAAUCCGAAGGGUCCCCCUUCGCCAAACCAACCCCCUUUGUCCCAUAGCCUUGAGAAUUCGGAUGAUGAUUCCACCCCGAGUUUUCAUAGCGGUGAUGGCUCCUCUAUUGCUGCUAAGACAGAAUGGGGUUUUGAUUCUUCAGAAACCUCCCAUUUCCAAUCUUCUCUUGUUGAGUCUCAAUCGGAUAACCUUUUGGUUUCGGAUUUGCUUUCUGAGCCGCAAAGUUCUGAGCAUUUCGGAGGUGUAGGGGAAGCAAGCAAGUUCCUCCCAAAUGGAAGUUUUGGAACUUUUAACCAGGAGAGGCACCACUUGAUGCAUCCAGGUCCUGAUCUGUGGCCUCCGGGGACUCGCACACUGGUGAGGAGGCCGGAGAAUGAUGGGUACAACUCAACAAAUAUAUUGAAGGGAAAAAAGAAUCAUCAAAGGGAGGAUGUUGAUUAUCCAGAAGAAGGGAGGAGCAGCAAGCUGCCAGUUGCUUUUGCUGAUGACUCUGAGCCGCCGCAAGAAAUGUUUGAUGAAGUGUUGCUCUGUCAUGGGCAUCAUCGUCUGGGUAACAAGCAGUCAAAAGGGGCUAAAACAACGCGUUCAAAGAAACAGAAUAACAACACGGAAAUAGUUGAUUUGAGAACAUUGCUAACCCAAUGUGCACAAGCUGUGGCAAACUAUGACCAACGAACUGCAAGUGAACUACUCCAGAAGAUACGGCACCACUCUUCCCCCUGUGGUGAUGCAAACCAGAGAUUAGCUCAUUACUUUGCUGAUGGCCUAGAGGCACGCUUGGCUGGCGCCACAACCCCAACGUACUCUUUUCUUGUUGGUACACAAACAUCAACUGCUGAAAUAUUAAAAGGUUAUCAGGUGUUUAUUUCUUCAUCCCCUUUCAAACUCAUGUCAAAUUUCAUGGCCAACAGAACGAUUAUGAAACUCUCAGAAAACGCAACAAGGCUUCACAUUAUUGACUUUGGUAUUUCGUAUGGUUUCCAAUGGCCCUGCUUUAUCCAACAUCUCUCGGAGAGAACUGGUGGACCGCCUAAGCUUCGUAUCACAGCAAUUGAGCUUCCCCAACCAGGUUUUCGACCUACAGAAAGAGUUGAAGAGACUGCGCGUCGGUUGAAAAAAUAUGCUGAGAGAUUUAAUGUUCCAUUUGAGUGCAAUGUCAUUGCUCAGAAAUGGGAGACAAUCAAAUUUGAGGAUCUUAAAAUUGACAGAAGUGAGCUGACUGUGGUCAAUUGUAUGUGCCGUUUAAAGCAUAUACCUGAUGAGACGGUGAUGGCAAGCAGUCCAAGAGAUAUUGUGCUGAAGUUAAUCAAGAAAAUUAAUCCAGACGUUUUCAUUCAUGGGGUUGUCAAUGGGACAUACAAUGCACCCUUCUUUGCCACACGGUUCAGAGAGGCACUUUACCACUACUCUGCAUUCUUUGAUAUCUUUGAGGCCACUGUUCCCCGCGAAGAUGAAAUGCGUCAGUUGUUUGAAAAAGCAAUUCACGGUAGAGACAUAGUGAAUGUUGUAGCUUGUGAGGGACUGGAAAGAGUUGAAAGGCCUGAGACAUACAAGCAGUGGCAGGUUCGGACCGUGAGGGCUGGGUUCAAGCAGCUCCCACUAGACCAAGCUCUUUUGAAGCGAGUGAAGAAAAUGUUGAAGUCUUAUCAUGAUGAUUUUAGGAUUGACGAAGACGGGAACUGGAUGUUGCAGUCAUGGAGAGGAAGAACUAUCUUGGCUCUUUCAAUUUGGGUGCCGGCCUCCACCCUACCACUCAUCUUCUCGAUUUGUCACCUCUCAUUCGUCGUCUCGAGUGCGUCGUCCCCUCCCCUUAUUGAGGAUGAUGGGAUUAAGAUCCUGCAAGUUUACUCCAAGGAGAUCAGCAAGCACAUGCUCGACACCAUCAAGUCCAGGAAUGUCGUUGCUUUCGCUGCUCAAAACGGUGCCACGGAGUCCGAGACUGCGAGCUCUGCAGUUGAAUCUACUGCUGCUGAGGAUGCUAAGUUUGUUUUCAUGGAUAUUGAAAGAUUUUCUGCCCCCACUGAAGGAUUUGAAUUCGGCAAUGGCUCGAAUUCAGUCUGUUCUGAUGAGAAUCUUGCAGAUGGGUUCAAAGAGAAUCAUGAAUCCACCAACCCAAAUUCCCUUCCAUCCAACUUAGAUCAUCCUAGUGUUUCAAGAACUUCUUUGAGCGCGGGUUCGGAUGCUGAUAAUAUCGACAUCAGUGAUUGCAAUCAACCUGUGCUCAAGUACAUAAGUGAUAUUCUUCUGGAGGAAGAUUUGGAGGGUAAGGCCUGCAAGUUGCAGCAAUCCUUGGCCCUCCAAAUUGCUGAAAAAUCUUUUCAUGAUGCCCUUAAUUCGGAAAACCCUCCUUUACUCAACCAACCCACUUUUUCUGUGUACCAAAGCUUUGAGAAUUCCGAUGUCGGUUUUCAUAGCAGUGAUGGCUCUAUUGCCAGUUUUUAUAGCAGUAAUGGCUAUAUUUCUGCUAAUAGCGGCUGUGGUUGGGAUGUUUCACAACUCUGUCAUGUCCAGUCUUCACUCUUUGAGCCUAUAUCGGAUACCCUUAACGUUCCGGAUUCGUUUUCUGUAGAGGAAGGAAUCAAGUUCGUUCCAAAAAAAAGUUGUGAAAUCAUUGACCCUAAGAGGGACCAGUUAGUGCCUUCAGGUUCUGAUCAGUGGCCUCCAGGUCCUUGCAAACUGAUUGGGAAUUUGGCAUCGAAGAAUGGCUACAACUCAACAAAUGGAUCAAAGGGAAAGAAGAAUCAUCAGCGGGAGGAUGGCUAUGACACAGAAGAAGGAAGAAGAAACAAGCAGUCAGCUGCUGCUUGUGACAGUUCUGAUCUGCAAGAAAUAUAUGAUACGGUACUACAGAGUGUGAACCAUGAACCUGACUCUUGUUCUCAUGAUGAACCUUCGCAAUCCAAGGGAAAUGGGAUGUUGCAGCAUAAGAAGCAGUCAAAAGGAUCAAAAGCAUCACGUGGAAAGAAACAAAACAGCAACGGGAAGGUAGUAGACCUGUACAAACUGCUAACUGAAUGCGCAGAAGCUGUGGCAUGCUAUGACCAACAAGCUGCAAAUGAACUACUCAAGCAGAUAAGGCAGCACACUUCGCCCUACAGUGAUUCAACCCAGCGAUUAGCUCAUUACUUCGCUGAUGGCUUAGAGGCGCGGUUGGCUGGUGCCAGAAACCCGUCAUAUUGCCCUCUUAUAAUGAUGCACAUACCAGAAGCCGAAAUCUUAAAGGCUUACCAGGUGUAUGUUACUGCAUGCCCUUUCAAGAAGAUGGUGCACUUCUUUGCCAACAGAACAAUUAUGAAAACAGCAGAGAAGGCGACAAGGCUUCACAUUAUUGAUUUCGGCAUUUCUUAUGGUUUGCAAUGGCCCUGCCUUAUCCAAAGUCUCUCAGAGAAAACUGGCGGGCCUCCUAAACUUUGUAUCACAUUAAUUGAGGUUCCCCAACCAGGCUUUCGACCUGCCGAGAUAAUUGAAGAGACGGGGCGUCGCUUAACUAAAUACUGUGAGAGGUAUAAUGUCCCAUUUGAGUACAAUGUCAUUGCUAAGAAAUGGGAAACCAUUCAAUUGGAGGAUUUUCGUAUUGACAGAAAUGAGGUGACCGUGGUUAACUGCAUGCACCGGUUGAAGCAAAUUCCUGAUGAAACAGUGAUGGCGAACAAUCCAAGAGAUGCUGUCUUAAAUUUGAUCAAGAGAAUCAAUCCAGACCUUUUCAUGCACGGAGUUGUCAAUGGAACAUACAAUGCGCCCGCCUUUGUCACACGGUUCAAACAGGCGCUCUUCCACUUCUACACAUUCUUUGAUAUGUAUGAGGCCACUGUUCCACGCGAAGAUGAACAAAGAAUGUUGUUUGAAAGAGCAAUAUUUGGGAGGGACAUAAUAAAUGUUGUAGCGUGCGAGGGGCAGGAGAGAGUUGAAAGGCCGGAGACAUACAAGCAGUGGCAGGCUAGGUAUGCGAGGAUCGGGUUCAAGCAGCUGCCGUUAGACCGAGCGCUCUUGAAGAAAGUGAAGACCAUGUCGAAGGUGAUGGGGUAUCAUAGUGAUUUCCUAAUUGAAGAUGAUGGCCAGUGGAUGCUGCAGGGAUGGAAAGGAAGAAUCGUCUUAGCACUUACUGCUUUGAAGCCUGCGUAGGAGUUUCACUUUGUGAUGCAUAAAAUCUGUAUUUUCUUGUAUCUUCAAUAUUUCCUGUACGUCUCGUUUACUCACUAGGUUCAAUCAACAUAUUGAAUGAAGAAACGGAUGUUACCUUUCAAAUCUUGUUUAAAUUGAAGGAAAUGUUUUUACUUUUA